Chaetomium fimeti is the source of this 1971-nucleotide messenger RNA. RefSeq names its product GMC oxidoreductase-domain-containing protein. The transcript has 9 exons. The coding region runs from base 1 to 1971 and encodes 656 amino acids. Lineage: Eukaryota; Fungi; Ascomycota; Sordariomycetes; Sordariales; Chaetomiaceae. The record is from RefSeq and is a predicted model, not a curated record. Gene Ontology annotation, biological process: secondary metabolite biosynthetic process. Gene Ontology annotation, molecular function: oxidoreductase activity, acting on CH-OH group of donors; flavin adenine dinucleotide binding.
AUGGUUCGUGUACUAUUUAUGGUGUUUUCGCUCUUUUAUGUGUUCUUGUCGCCGGCCUUUGGCCUUCUAAUACGGCCACACGAGGCCAACAAUCUCUUACUCCCGUCAUACGACUACGUUAUUGUCGGAGGAGGGGUUUCCGGACUUGUGGUUGCUAAUCGGCUCAGCGAAGACUCGAACGUGAUAGUUCUCGUGCUCGAAGCUGGGGAACUGGACGACUCCUCGAAUAUCGUCACGGUGCCGGGACUAAUUGGUCACGGAUUCCCUCCGACCUACAACUGGAAUUUCACCACUGCACACCAGAAGUUCCUCGACAAUAACACGCGAGACUACGGGCAAGGACAUGUGGUCGGCGGGGGGAGCAUUCUCAACGGCAUCGUCACUACCCGGGGUGCCCGGGCCGACUACGAUGCCUGGGAAGCGCUGGGAAAUCCUGGUUGGGGCUGGCAAGACAUGCUGCCCUACUUCAAAAAGAGUGAGAAGUUCUCGAUUGGCUUGUCCCCGCAACGCGCUAGGGGACUUCACAUCACACCCGACCAGUCCGUUCAUGGGACCAGCGGCCCCCUCGAGGUCACUUAUCCCAAUUUUCUCUACAACCAAUCCACCAACUUCCUUCGCGGCCUCUCCGAGCUAGGCGUGCCACUCCUCGCGGACCCAAACGCCGGCGUCGCCGUCGGAGCCAUGAUCGCCCCUUCGAGCAUGUCGGCUAGCAACCAGUCAAGGAUGGACAGCAGAAGGGCUUAUCUCGACCCCGUGCUACACCGGCCAAAUCUGCACCUGGCCGUUCAGCAGACCGUAACCCGCCUUCUCAUCGACCCGAGAUUUUUAGAUAGCGGGACUAACCGGAGACAGUAUUCCACCUUCGCUGCGUCUCCACGUCGGCAGGUGUUAUGCAGCAGAGAGGUCAUCCUCGCCGCUGGGGCCAUUAUCUCGCCAGCCCUGCUCCAGGUGUCCGGGAUCGGCCCGGCCGACCCCCUGAACGAACUGAAUGUUCCAGUUAAAGUUGAUCUUCCGGGGGUGGGACAGAACUUCCAAGACCACCCGAUGGUCGGCGUGUUUUACAACUACACCAAACCCGGCCUCUUCACAACUCGAAACCUCACCGGUGACACCCUCCUCCAAGCCAAAGAAGAUUACUUUGUUAACCGCACAGGCCCGUGGACAACCCCCCUAAUAUCCACCAUCGCCUUCGCCCACCUCAGCCACCUCACCACCAACACCACCAACACCACCUCCCUCCUCACCUCCCUCUUCCGCCCUCACCUCAAUAUCCCCCUCAACAACAACCCCAACAACGCCCCUCCCCUCACCCCUUUACUCACCACCCACCACCCCAACACCCGACUCAACACCCUCCUAACUUCCCACCUCCCUCCCACAACACGCCACCACAAAGCCCUCCUAGCAGGCUACGCCGCCCAACUCGCCCUCCUGACCCCGCUCCUGCAGCACGACCCCACGGUCGCGGCGCUCGAGCUCAUGGCCGACUCGCUCGGCACGCUGACCCUCGCCGUGCAGCACCCGCUCAGUCGCGGGACGCUGGAUCCGCGGUACUGUUCGCAUCCGGGAGAUUGUAAGUUGUUGGUGGCUGGGGUGGGGAUGGCUGGGAGGGUGGUGGGGACGCGGGCGAUGCGGGAGUUGAGGCCGAGGGCGGAGGUCGCUUUUGGGGCUGCUUCUUUUGGUGGCGGUGAUGGUGGCGGUAGUGAUAGUGAGGCGGCGGUGCUGGAAAUGGUCAAGCAGCGGGUGCAGACCGAGUUUCACGCAUCGGGGACCACGGCGAUGAUGCCCUUCGACUUGGGGGGUGUGGUUAGCGAGAGGUUGGUGGUGUAUGGCACCGAGAAUGUGAGGGUGGUCGAUGCCGGGAUCAUGCCGCUAGUUGUGGGCGCUCAUAUACAAGCUGCGGUGUACGCGGUUGCAGAGAAGGUAUGUUCAUGUUUCCGAUUCCUUUCUACGUAUUUCUCACAGUGCUAG